Molecule: messenger RNA, 3861 nt
Organism: Apodemus sylvaticus (European woodmouse)
Lineage: Eukaryota; Metazoa; Chordata; Mammalia; Rodentia; Muridae
Product: ATP-binding cassette sub-family G member 3-like
Exons: 16
Coding region: 160-2103 (647 amino acids)
Cellular component (GO): plasma membrane
Molecular function (GO): ATP binding; ATP hydrolysis activity; ABC-type transporter activity
Source: RefSeq, a predicted model, not a curated record
CCCAGAUCGCUGCCCCUGAGCACAGAGGCUCCAAGCACGCUGCAGAGCAGAAGCCAGAGCCGCUGUGCCUUCCAAAGACCAGAGCUGCAACAACUAGUCCUGUGCAAGUAACAACCUGGGCCCCUGCAUUAUCUGUCAGCGAAGGAAGAACCUCCUGAGAUGGCGACCAAUCAUGACCCCACUGUAAUCCCAAUGAUAGAAAGGCAUCGAUGUGACCUUCCUGAAACAAACACCAGUGACCCGGAGACACUGACUGAAGAGGCUGUGCUGAGUUUUCACAACAUCAGCUACCGAGAAACAGUGCAGAGUGGCUUUCCACUUCGGAAAAAGACACAAGUGAUAGAAAGACUAUCGAACAUCAAUGGGAUCAUGAAACCUGGUCUCAAUGCCAUUAUGGGACCUCAAGAUGGGUGCAGAUCUUUGUUAUUAGAUGUCUUAGCUGCAAGGAGAGAUCCAUGUGGAUUAUCAGGAGAUAUUUUGGUAAAUGGCAAACCUCGACCUGCUAAUUUCAAAUGUACAUCUGGUUAUGUCCCACAGAAUGAUGUGGUGUUGGGCACAGUGACCGUGAGAGACAAUUUAGAGUUCUCAGCAGCUCUUCGUCUCCCAUUGACUAUAACAAGAGAUGAAAAAAGAAGACGGAUUGAUGAGGUGCUGGAGCUUCUGCAUCUGGAUAAAGAUCAAAAUACCAAGCCUAGAUGUAAAGAAGUCAGGAAAAGGACCAGUAUAGCAAUGGAGCUGAUCGCCGAGCAUCCCAUUGUGUUCUUGGAUGAUCCCACCACUGGCUUAGACUUGGGAACUACGACUGAUAUCAUCUUAGUCCUGAGAGGGUUGUCGAAGAAGGGACGGACAAUCAUCUUCUCCAUCAAUCAGCCUCAGUACUCCAUCUUCAGAUUUUUUGAUAGCCUCACCUUAGUAGCUUCAGGAAAAGUUAUGCUUCAUGGACCUGCACAGGAUGCUUUAGAGUACUUCACAUCUGCAGGUUACAAAUAUGAGUCCCACGACAACCCUGCAGACUUCUUCCUGGACAUCAUUAAUGGGGGUUUCUCUGACAUAGAGGAAGAAUGCCAAGAAGCUGAUGAACAUAAAGGGCUUUUUGGGAGAAGGUAUCAAGUCAUAGAAAAAUUGGCCAAUAUGUAUGCCCAGUCCCGGUUACACAGUGACACAAGAACCCAACUGGAUCAACUCUUGGGGGAACAGAACCUGGAGAGGAGCUCAACUGUGGUGACCACAUAUGUCACCCCCUUCUGGCAUCAGCUCAGGUGGAUUACCUGGCGAUCAUUCAGAAAUUUCACCGGUUUUCCAUGGGUCACUGUGAUUCAGGCAAUUAUUGCAGUCAUACUGGCAGUGCUUAUGAGUAUCACUUUCCGUCUCCCACAAAAUGUUUGUACUGAAGUCAAGACGAGAGCCGGGCUGCUCUUCUUUCUCACAGGCUUUGAGUGUAUCUUAAGUAUCUCUGCAGGGGAACUCUUCAUGAUGGACAGGAAUCAAUUUCUACAUGAGCAUAGCAGUGGAUACUACAGAGCAUCAUCCUAUUUCUUCGGAAAAUUGCUGGCUGAUCUAAUACCCAGGAGGUUGUUGCCAAGUAUUACAUUUACACUUAUAACAUAUGUCAUAGCCGGAAUGAAAACAGGUGUGAAGGGUUUCUUCAUGAUGUUAUUUACUGUCCUGAUGUUGGCUUCUUCUGCCAGUUCCCUGUCCCUGUCUUUAGGAGCUGGAGGGAAUACAGCUGCUGUACCAACAACAAUGAUAACCAUCUACCUUAUGUUCAUGCUGUUUUUUUCAGGUCUAUCACUAUUUUCCAUAACCUUCAUGACUAAGCUCUCAUGGGUUCUGUAUGUUAGCAUUCCUCAUUAUGGAUUUAAGGCUUUGCAGCACAAUGAAUUCUUGGGACAAAACUUCUGUCCAGAACACAACACAGUAGAAAUCAGUAGAUGUCAGAACUAUGUAAUAUGUACUGGUGAAGAGUUCUUGCAAAACCAGGACAUUGAUCCCUCAUCCUGGGGCUUCUGGGAGAAUCACCUGGCCUUAGGUUGUAUAAUGAUUAUCUUGUUAAUGAUUGCUUAUGUAAAAUUGCUACCUCUUAAGAAAAGGAUAUAUUCUUAAAUUACCAUUUUUAAAUUUUCUAUAUUUAAAUUUCCGUUGUAUUUCAAUUAUCCUGACAUUGAAAAGAAACUUUUCUUUGUACUGUAAAUCAAACAAAUAAACCUGCAGCUGACAAGGUUUUAGGUACUAUGGUGGGCAUUUUUUACAGUUGUUUAAAAAGAUGUAAUUUCAAACUAUCUUCUGACUGUUUAUAACUGUAUUCGUGAACAAAUGCUAUAGCCAACAUUAGCCAGAGAGGUGAAAUGGGGUGAACAGAGAGACUAUGGCUGCUCCCAGUACAAAGCUAAGGGACACUUGAGUGCUUAACCACAAACAGGCCACCUGUAGCAUGCCCUCUACAGCUCAGAGCUUUGUGGACUAGGAGUAGAAAGAGUACAGAAGCCACAAGAUGAUAAGAAAGAAUGGAAAUGCAAUAUUGUCAUGUACAGCCAUGGCAACCUUGGUCUGUGUUCUAACUCUACAGCUACCUACACAAGAGUAGGUAUCUGUAGAGGUAUCUUGAUCCCUUACCGGCACAGGAAGGAACACGGGGGAACUCAAUGGGCCCAUCCCCCAUUCUGUUGAAAUAUUGAUCAAGGGAGAGAGGUAGUCAUUGGUUCACAUGUAUCCUUACAUUUAAGCCUACCAGACUCCAGUGGAAAAUGUGAAACCCCGAAUUCCAAAGAUAGCCCUGUUGAAACUCUGUGUGUCACAAGACAAAUCCAAAGAUGUGAAGGUGAGAAAGAGACUUGUAAAGAGGAGACUGUGAAGGGAGUGUAAGGGAGAUGAGACAGGUGGGAUGGAGGGGGAAUGGCUGAAAUGCAUUAUGUACAUGUAUGGAAUUGUCCAUGUUUUAAAAAUAAAGAUAAAAUUACAAAUAUAAAAAAAGAAAUUUUGGGGUUAAGUAUUUGAUGAAGAUUUUUUUCUAUUAGGUUUCUGUUAUACUUAAAUCAACAAGGAAUAACUUUUUAAAUUUUUUAUUGGAUAUUUUUAUUUAUAUUUCAAAUGUUAUCCCCUUUCCUGAUUCUGCCCCCAGAAGCCCCCAUCCCAUCCCCCUCCUCCUGCUUCUAUGAGGGUGUGUCCCCUCCCACUCACUCACUCCCACCUCCCUGCCCUUACAAUCCCCUACACUGGGGCAUCGAACAUUCACAAAGACCAAAGGCCUCUUCUCCUAUUGAUACCCAACAAGGCCAUCCUCUGCUAUAUAUGCAGCUGGAGUGAUGGGUCCCUCCAACAACAGAAACCAAUGUUACUUCACAUCAUCAGAACCCAGUUCUCUCACCACAGCAAGCCUUGGAUACCCCAACACAUCUGAGAGGCAAGAUUGAGACUUUGCCACAAUGGUUACAUACAUAAGGUUUCUCUCCUAUGUGUAUUCCUUUAUGACUUUGAAGAGUAAUGAUCCGUGCAAGGGCUUUACCAUAUUGGCUACAUUCAUAGGACUUCUCUCCAGUAAUAAUCUUUUAUGACUUUGAAGAUCACUGAGACAGGCAAAGGCUUCAUCAUGUGGGCUACAUUCAUAUGGCUUUUUUCCAUUGUGAACUCUUUCAUCCCUUUGACAAUGCCUGUGAUAUUCAAAAUCUUUAUCAAUUUGCAUAUAUUCACAGAAGUUCUCUACAGUUAGAAUUCUUUCAUGCCUGUGUAUGUAAUUGGCACUUGUGAAAGAUUUGCCGCAUGCAUUAUGCUAAUAAAUUUAUUUAUAUAUAUGAAUUACUUUUGCAGUGUUUUCUAAAUGUAAAGAGAAAUCAGAUAAAAUAAAAUUUUAUCAUUUUGUUUAUA